GGCUGCGGCUCGCCCCGCAUGAGUUCCUACGAGCAAGGCGGCCCCGGCGGCGCGACGGCAACGUAUGUCAAGAGCGCAGUGCCGCGCCAUGGCUUCGCGCCGCCGCCAAAGGGCUACUUUGCCGCGCCGGGCUCGACGCCGUCGUUCUCGGCCGGCGUAGGCGUGUCCAUCUCGUCGGCCCGCAGCCCGCUGCUCGGGCCCGCGGGCGCGCUGGGCAGCCCCAGCGCGCUCGAUGAGCUGCCCGCGUCUGCGCCGUCGUCGGUGCCCACCAAGGGCCGGCGACGCGAGUCCAUCGGCGGGCAGAUGCGCCGCAAGGUGUCGGAAAGCACCGCUGCGGCCGCCGGCGCCGGCGGAGGCCUCGGCCACGGCUCCGCCUUCAGCCUCGCCAGCCGCAUGAACAUUCCGGCGCGCGGCGGCCCUGGCGGCAUGGGCGGUGGCAGCGAGGCCUUCUCGACGAGUCUCGGCGCUGCAGGUGAGGCCCUCUCGCUCUCCUCGUCGCUGAGCACGCCCGGCAUGCCGCACCUCGGACGCACGCCCUCGGCCUAUGGCGCCAGCGUGCCCAACGGCGGCGGUGCAGCCGCGCACAUCAAGCAGGAGCGCACCGCCUCGCACACGCACUUCGGCCAGGAGUGCUACGGCCCCACGCCGGGCGAGACGCCGCUCUCGCCGCCCGCGGCGCUGCUCUCGCCGGGCAGCCGCGGUGCUGCGCCGCCUGCCUACGUGCGCCGCCCCUCGGCCGCAGAGUCGACGGCCACCGACGAUGACAUGUCGGUGGUCGGCGAGGCGAACGCCAAGAGCGCGCCGGCGCAGCAGCCGACCUCGCAGCAGUCGCACCAGCAGCUGCACAAGUGCGAGAGCUGUGCCAAGGUGUACCGCCACCCCAGCUGUCUGGUCAAGCACCGCUGGGAACACACGGUGUACUGGAAGGAGGCAUCCAAGUUCCUCAUGAGCAAGCACCAGCAGGUGCAGCUCCUCGAGGCGGCCGCCAUCCUUGUCGGCAUGGACUGCCACGCGCGCUCGCUGCCCGAGGAGAAGGCGCUCUGGCCGGCGGCUGUCUCACCUCCCAGCUCUGGCCUGCUGGGCUCGGACAAGCUCAACUUCGACCAGCUGCUUGCGCAAAAGGCCUCGCGCAAGGCCGAGUCGCCGUCGCCCUUCACGGAGCGCCACCUGACGCCGUCGUCGCUGGGUGCGCCGCGCAGCACGGGCCGCGCGCACAGCAACAGCAACGCCAGCGCGACGCUCUCGCCGCUCAACGCGCUCACGUCGCUCAACAUCGGCGGCCCGCGCGCUGGCGCUGCACGCACGUCCGCCACGCCCGGCGUCGGUUCGAACGGCACCAGCGCCGCCCGGGCCAACGGCGAUGUGAAGCCGCUGCGUCUCGACGAGAGCGCUGAGCGCACGCGCGACGAGGUCGAGGAGGACGACGAGGAAGAGGCUGACAGCCCGCCCGUCGCCGAGCGCGAGGCCGGCGAGGACGGCCUGGGCGCCGGCAUCGAGAUGGAGAUGGAGGGCGUCGAGUAAACCGUCACCGUUGCGUACGCGCUCGCCGUCCUGCAUCGGCGUGUGCCCGCCGUUCCCCACCCGCGCAGCUCAUCCUGUGACCCAUGCCCCGCUUCUCCUCGUCACCAUGAACCGCGG
Molecule: messenger RNA, 1638 nt
Organism: Tilletiopsis washingtonensis
Lineage: Eukaryota; Fungi; Basidiomycota; Exobasidiomycetes; Entylomatales
Exons: 4
Coding region: 19-1521 (500 amino acids)
Source: RefSeq, a predicted model, not a curated record